CUGCCCAUCGCCAUCAAGCCCCCCACUCCAUUGCUAUCUUCCUGCAUCCCACUACUGAUCCAUUACGAAUCCAUCUCCAAAUCUUCAAACAAUGUCUGCUGCGAUGAUCCUCCGACGCAGUUCCACUCUGAGCCGUCCGCUCCUCCUCCGCCCCGCCUAUUCGGCCCGGGUCUGCUACUACCACCCGCCCGAAGUACACAGCAACAAGGGCGAGGAGUUCUUUAUCACAGCCUCCUUCCCCGACGACUUCGAGGCCCCCAGUCUUGUCCAAAAACGUGACGAGCAGGGGCAGAGUCUAGGCCGCUGGGAUGAGCUUCAUGCGACGUCCAGUGAGGUCUCGGUCAAAGCCGACCGGGGCGACAUCAACAUCCAACAGCAACAGCAACAGCAGCGAAGGAAUCGGGAUCUGGAUAGGAACCUCCAGGAAGCAGAGGAGCCGAAACUUGAUGAAAUGUGAUUGAUGCGUUUGAUCAUGUCAUGACAAUGGUACGAUUGCAUGCGCUGUCUUGAGGUAAGGUGACACAGAUUGCACGCUGGUGUAUAGUAAGUUUGGUGAGUUCUUUGUUCUUGUUUCAUGAUUAUAUCUAUGGCUGGUCCAGAUUGUCUAUUGUACCCUAUCCAGCUGUAUAUCUACUAUGAACUGAAUCGAUGGAUCAUAUCCUCAUAAGCGUC
Aspergillus ibericus CBS 121593 is the source of this 672-nucleotide messenger RNA. RefSeq lists its product as uncharacterized. The transcript is spliced from 3 exons. Lineage: Eukaryota; Fungi; Ascomycota; Eurotiomycetes; Eurotiales; Aspergillaceae. Bases 92 to 457 code for a protein of 121 amino acids. The record is from RefSeq and is a predicted model, not a curated record.